Molecule: messenger RNA, 594 nt
Organism: Triticum turgidum subsp. durum (durum wheat)
Lineage: Eukaryota; Viridiplantae; Streptophyta; Magnoliopsida; Poales; Poaceae
Source: the annotation of a GenBank genome assembly
AUGACUAACCCGAAGCUACUAGCUGUGCUUGUGCUCUUGCAGGUAAUCACUCUCCAUAUCCAUGGUGUCGCAUCGUCCACAGCCAACAAACGCGUGCCAAAGCCCAGUGGUGGCCGCUGCCAUAUCAGCGGCUUCCUCUACGGCAAGGCUGGCAAGUGCAACAAGGAGAAUGGCUCCGACUGCUGUAUUCCCCGCCACCGCUACCCGCAGUUCAGGUGUUCGCCCCCAGUGUCCUCCAAGACAGUGGCAACCUUGACGCUGAACAGCUUUGCCCGCGGGGGUGACGGUGGUGGGCCGUCCUUCUGUGACGAUCGCUACCACAAGGACAGCGAGCUGGUGGUGGCGCUGUCUACUGGGUGGCUGCGCCUCGACGGCACACGUCGGUGCAACAAGAUGAUCCGCAUCAGCGGGAACAGGCGGUCCGUGCUGGCCAAGGUCGUCGACGAGUGUGACUCGGUGCAUGGCUGUGACAAGGAACACAACUUUGAGCCACCAUGUGCAAACAACAUCGUGGACGGGUCGCCAACGGUAUGGAAGGCGCUGGGGCUCAACAAGAACAUCGGAGAAUUUAAGAUCACUUGGUCUGAUGUGUGA